Molecule: messenger RNA, 813 nt
Organism: Alosa sapidissima (American shad)
Lineage: Eukaryota; Metazoa; Chordata; Actinopteri; Clupeiformes; Clupeidae
Product: vomeronasal type-2 receptor 26-like
Biological process (GO): G protein-coupled receptor signaling pathway
Cellular component (GO): membrane
Molecular function (GO): G protein-coupled receptor activity
Source: RefSeq, a predicted model, not a curated record
AUGGGGAUACUACUAGCAUGGUUUGCUUCAUUAGGAGCCCUCUUCACAUUGAUGACUGGAAUCAUUUUUUAUUUCCACAGAGAGACACCUAUUGUUAGAGCCAAUAACUCAGAGCUGAGUUUCCUGCUGCUCUUCUCACUGACUCUGUGUUUCCUUUGUUCUCUUACUUUCAUUGGUCGGCCCUCUGAGUGGUCCUGUAUGUUGCGUCACACAGCGUUUGGGAUCACCUUUGUUCUCUGCAUCUCCUGUGUUCUGGGGAAAACAAUAGUGGUGUUAAUGGCCUUCAGAGCCACUCUUCCAGGCAGUAAUGAUGAAGUGGUUUGGGCCUCUGCAACAGAGACUCAGUGUUGUCGGUUUCAACUCAUUCAAGUGCUGAUCUGUGCCCUUUGGUUAACUAUAUCCCCUCCAUUUCCUUACAGAAACAUGAACCUUUAUCAGGAAAAGAUUAUUCUUGAGUGUGAGCUUGGGUCAGCUGUAGGUUUCUGGGCGGUUUUGGGUUACAUAGGAAUCCUUGCUGUGAUGUGUUUCAUACUGGCCUUCCUAGCUCGCAAACUUCCUGAUAACUUUAACGAGGCCAAAUGUAUCACUUUCAGUAUGUUGAUAUUCUGUGCCGUCUGGAUCAGUUUCAUACCAGCUUACGUCAGCUCUCCUGGAAAACUUACAGUAGCAGUGGAGAUAUUUGCUAUUUUAGCUUCAAGUUCUGGUUUAUUAUUUUGUAUUUUCCUACCAAAGUGCUAUAUUAUUUUACUAAAACCAGACUUGAACACUAAAAAACAUGUAAUUGGAAAAACAUCCAGUGAUAUUCGAUAUUAA